AUGAAGGGAGGUUGCGAUGGUUCCGUCCUCCUUAACGCGUCCGACGAGAACCCUCGUCCUGAGACGGCAGCGCCGGUGAGCAUCGGGCUGGAAGGAUUCGACAUCCUGGAGGAGAUCAAGGCCGAUCUCGAGAGGAGGUGCCCCGGCGUGGUCUCCUGCGCCGACAUCCUCAUCUUCGCCGCCCGCGACGCCAGCAGCAUCCUCAGCAACGGCCGCGUCCGCUUCGACGUCCCCGCGGGCCGCCUCGACGGCGUCGUCUCCUCCGCCUACGAGGCCCAGGCGGAGCUCCCGGAUCCCACCUUCACCAUCCGGCAGCUCAUCGACAACUUCGCCCGCAAGAACUUCACCGUCGAGGAGCUCGUCGUCCUCUCCGGCGCGCACUCCGUCGGCGACGGUGCUCCCGCGGCGGCGGCGCCGACCCUGCGGUGGUGA
This is a messenger RNA of Oryza sativa Japonica Group (Japanese rice), 432 nucleotides long. Lineage: Eukaryota; Viridiplantae; Streptophyta; Magnoliopsida; Poales; Poaceae. The record is from RefSeq and is a predicted model, not a curated record.